Messenger RNA from Sclerotinia trifoliorum, 2452 nucleotides. The record is from the annotation of a GenBank genome assembly. Lineage: Eukaryota; Fungi; Ascomycota; Leotiomycetes; Helotiales; Sclerotiniaceae.
UUUUCAGGAACAGAAUGAUUGUCAUCUCGUAUGGGGUUUCGAUUAAUACCAAUAAGUGCUUCCGUUUCACCCGUCUUGGUCGUACAUGUCAAAAUGGCUGGGUGUGCUUAUCUUUGGACCCCUGUACAUUCUUUGCUUUUGCAGGUUUUUGCUCAUCAUCUUUAACACAUAUAAACCCGACCGUUCUGCACGUCAUGAGUGUACUUUUGACGAAUUUCAAGGCUUUUUCGGUACCACGAAAGAUCGAUUAACUCAUGAAACUCAACGCACUUCAAUAAAAUCUUGGGCCUGUGAAAGCCCUUUAUGACUGGCACUCGACGGAAAAGCAUUGAUGGAACUCUAAUCCAUCAUCUUCACAGCAAGGAAGAACUGCUUGAUGCAGUAAACUAUUUUUAGACCCUGAUGUCGAGUUUCCCUUUUCAGAGUUAGUCCUUAUAGCUUCAGAUGCUACGAGCAUGUUCGAGCCUCAUCGCAGGAAAAGUGAAACCGAUGAUUCACAUCUUCCCAAAGGUGGUUGCAGAUUCAUUUUGCUGCAUCCUGAAUCAAAGCAUCUGCGAUGUGCAUGUGUCAAAUUUGCAACGAAUCGAUCCCUUCCAGGCAGUUCGUGUCAUUGUGGACACCAGGCAGUAUAUCACAACUCGGACCCAGAAUGUUCUGGUAAAGAGGUUGAGGCGUUAAAAUCGAGGAUUAGUACUCUUGAGGAAGAGCUGGAUCGAGAGCGAAGCGUAGGGAGAGGUGGUUUGUUUGAUCGGCUCAUACAAUUAGAAGAGCUCGUGGAAAAAGGAAAUUCAGAACGUGAAGUGGAGAUACGAAGCAUCCACCGUGGUAUUGGUGGUCUUUGGCAGAAUCUUGAGGUCCUAAACAAACGGACACCAUAUUACGAUGAUCGAAUUGAGGGAUUAGUGGAUGAUGUCCAUAGAAUUCGUGCUAGGAUGAUCGAAGUCGACGAUGCGUCAAUGCGAGUAGAAGAUAGAGUCGAUGCUCUUGAGAAUAUCUCGACACAGAUUUCUGGAACUCGAAAGUGGCCUCGGCGAAAAAGAGCAUCCACGCCUCCUGCUAGCAAUAUGGAGAUCACAAUCGGAGGACCUUCAAACGAUUGGCAAAGCAGUAUUGUAGGGGAUAUUACAAUACCUGUGAAUGUUAGUGCAUCAGGUCAGGAAUUCCCGGAAGGUAAUUUUCCGGGUGAUCGAUGCGUAGCUCAUUCAUGGACUGUACAUGUCUCACUUAUGCCUACGUCAUCCCAGCCAUUUCCUUUCGAGAAGGACACGGUAGCUUACAAAAGAUGUCUAUCUCGAGGAUUGCAUCAAAAGAUAGUUGUGCCCGACACAAAUAGUGACUCCUUCAAGGAGGCCGUGAAUUAUGCAUUUGCGCAAGUCUUGCGGGGAAGACCCUGGCAACCACUCGCGGCCAAGAUUUGCGAGGGUCAAAAUCUAAAAGGCCUUCCUAUGCUUCGUAAACUAGAUAGACAGCUAGUGAGUGUCACUUCAGUUCUUUGCCCUCACAAAAAGCUGAGCCUCCCCAAAACAAUACUAAUUCCAGUCGAACAGGUCUUCCGGGAUUAUGAUGUUGAGUUCUUGAAGGAACACUGCGCCGUCCUUGACGGAUGUGGCAGGAUCGAAGACAUAUACAUCGCUAUGCUCGAAGAAACAAUAAAUUGGAUCGAGCUGCAGGAGCUCGAGCCUUUCAUCGCAGGAUUAGAAUCUGCAUGGUCCCACGACACAUAUCUAGAUGGACCGCGUUCAUAUACACCCCUUCAAGAAUUAGAUGACGAGCUUAAUGAAGUCAUGGUAUCCGAAAAGCGACCAUCAGCUGAUAUGUUACCAUCCUUGCCGGCUAUUGAAAGACCACCAUCAAGUACGAAGUUAAAGAGACAUGCGUCGAGAAUUUCCAGAACCCCAAGCUUUGGCUCAACUGAGGGAGAGAAUUCUAGGACAAAAUUGAGGCAAAUUUACAAUGGGGCAGGGGCUGAUCUUGGCAGGUGUGCUGAAAUUUUUUGAUGUUAUGUAGAGUUUCGUCGAAAGUGUGUGAGAUCAUUAACCACCAAAGGUCAAUUUAAGGAUGAAUGUUGAAAGAUGUUCACGAAAGACCAUAACUCUUUGAUUGAGGAUACUCAAUUCGAAGUUGGAGUUGCACAAUGCUGUCUCAACAUCUUAUGAGAAUAGCCUUCAUCCUAAAUGUGAUUUAAGCCUCUGGAAUAUACAAACACUUAGCUAAUGCCUGAUGGAGCAUAUAUUCCACAUGGAUAUAGACAAUAGCUAGAGCAUCGAUAGAUUGUUUAGGCGCUGCAGUGAUUCUUUGGUCGAGUAGACAGAGGAGGAUCAACAAGGCCAGUCCCUAAUGCACAUGUAUCAAUAAUGUAGACACAACUUCCGAGCUCAUUUGUAGUGAUAUAUCGAGUGGUCAUGGUGGCCAAGGAAUCAAACGACAAGAUGCUUGCAGCCACUCCGGUACU